Messenger RNA from Colletotrichum spaethianum, 2046 nucleotides. Its product is annotated as paxillin-like protein 1. The record is from RefSeq and is a predicted model, not a curated record. The transcript is spliced from 3 exons. Gene Ontology annotation, cellular component: cytoplasm. Gene Ontology annotation, biological process: actin cytoskeleton organization. NCBI's taxonomy places the organism in Eukaryota, Fungi, Ascomycota, Sordariomycetes, Glomerellales, Glomerellaceae. Bases 1 to 2046 code for a protein of 681 amino acids.
AUGGCUUUCCCACGAGAGUCGAGCUUCAUGCCGACUAUCAAAUGCUCGUCAUGUGGCCGGCAAGUGGAAAUUUCCAUGAUGGGCGAGCACAUCUGCGGCGGCCCAGGUGCAGAUGCAGAGCCUUCACCGCCGCCAGCUCGCCCAGACAGCAUAGGCUCAUACGACCAACCGCCCCCUCUUGACAGCAAGUAUGGGCGAAUGCCACCUCCGACGCUGGAUACCAGUGCCGCAAAUCUCCCGUAUUCGCGACAAGGCCAGCUCACACCAAUAAGCACAUCAACCGGGUCGAUCAGCAUCUCGCCCAAAACGCCCAGCAGCCAGGCCCUCGGCCGGCCAGAUGACUACUUCCAACCGCAAAUCGCAAACGACUACAAUUCGAAUCAGCAACCUCGACGCCUUGGGGGUUAUGGGGGAUUCGACGACGGGGAAGACUACGGGCCUGACCAGAUGUACCCGAAUGAGCAGAAGAAGCAGGCACCGAGCCUCCUUCAACGUAUGAACACCAUUGCACCCGGACCGUUCGAGAUGGGCAAGAGGCCUGGGGCGCGGGCGGCUGCGAAGAACGCGUUUGGUCCGACUAGGCAGGACUCGUUGACGCCGGAGGACAACGCCACGAACGACCGACCACUAACCUCAGCAUCGAACAACUCUUUCAUGUCUUCUGGGAGCAGUAACGCUGGCGGUAUUGCGCCACCGAGACUGCCGAGAAAGAACGGCUACGGAGGAUUCGGGCCUCCAGGAACGACGCCGGAUGAGUUCGAGCCCGAAACCUUUGUCAGCCGAGCUGGCACCUUCCCCCGCUCUAACGAGCCCGUCGAGCUGCCUAUGAGGACCCCAUCGGCGCCGGGCGCUCGACCAGACAGGUUGAGGGGGGAGCCCAACGGAGCUGGUGAGCAUGAGAGAAAGGUAUCGAUGGGCCCAGAUACAUCAAGGCCGCCGCCUCCCAGAACGAGUCUUCUGCGCCCGAUGACGGCUGGAAGGGAUGGCGCGCCAACACUCGAUUUGGCCAAUGAGUUUGGUGCCUCGAAUCCGUAUCACACGCCGUCAGCUUCGACAUCAUCUGGAGCUUCCCUGUUCAGUCAUGGACGCCAGGCCAGCUCCCAAAGCAGCUCACAGUCUAGCCCAGCAAACCCGCGACCGCGCCGCAACCCGUCCGAUGUGACCCACCUGAUGAACGACAUCGAAUCGUCUAUGGCUGCCAUGCGAUCUCCCAAAGACACCGUGCCGCCACCCCCUCCCCAGAAACCUGCGGCAGAGCCGUACUCCAGCCGCCGCGCACAGCCUUCUGCGGAUCUUCGAGAUGACCCUGCGAUCCAGGGCGGUCGACCCCGUGCGAGAUCACCGCUGGCGGCGCCUGAUUACGAUGUUCGCGACCCGAUGGACCGUCGCAACCAGCAUCAGCGCCAGCCCAGUGAUGUGCAGAGCGUUUCUUCCCCACCACGCAACCGCCCCUCCCGAGGAAACUGCAAGUCUUGCGGCGACGCGAUCAAGGGCAAGAGCAUCUCUUCUGCCGACGGCCGUUUGACCGGACGCUACCACAAGGCUUGUUUUGUCUGCACGACCUGCCGCGAACCCUUUUCUUCCGCCGAGUUUUAUGUCCACAACGACAAGCCUUACUGCGAGCUUCACUAUCACAAGCUCAACGGCAGCCUGUGCGGCACCUGCGGACGCGGCAUCGAGGGUCAGUACUUGGAGGACGAGGAGCGUGUCAAGUACCAUGUUGGUUGCUUCCGAUGUGGCGACUGCGGCAUGUCCUUGUCAAACGGCUACUUCGAGGUCAACGGCAAGGCGUACUGCGAACGGGACGCCUGGCGUCGCAUGCAGCCACCGCCACGAAUGGGCAACGGCACCCAGCGAGGACGUUCGCCUGGCGGUCUCGGCAUCCCGGGAGGUCCCGGCCAGGGUGGCCGCCGCCCCAGCAAUGGCCAGUCUAGCAUGAGACCACCCGUCGGCCUCCCACGCGGGCAGAGAACGGCUCCGGGUGCCGGCCUCGCUCCGCCGAUGCCUCGCAUGAACAAGCGCAACACGAGACUCGGCAUGAUGUAA